This is a messenger RNA of Hyaena hyaena (striped hyena), 4238 nucleotides long. It is a transcript of the gene TREML2, whose product is annotated as triggering receptor expressed on myeloid cells like 2. Gene Ontology annotation, molecular function: signaling receptor activity. Bases 191 to 1201 code for a protein of 336 amino acids. Gene Ontology annotation, biological process: T cell activation. The transcript has 5 exons. NCBI's taxonomy places the organism in Eukaryota, Metazoa, Chordata, Mammalia, Carnivora, Hyaenidae. Gene Ontology annotation, cellular component: cell surface. The record is from RefSeq and is a predicted model, not a curated record.
ACGGCCUGCUGAUCACAGUGGGUCCUACAACUUCCUCACUUCCCUAAAUGGGCAGCUGCACUUUCAGAAAGCCAGGUCCUUCCCUGGCAGACCUAAGUGGCCUGUCCCGCAGCGGCCUGGGGCCCUAACCCCGGAGCGGGGGUGUCCUGGCCCCCUACUGGCCUGUGACUGUCCCCAACUGGAUGGAGCCAUGGCUCCCACAUUCCUGCUGCUGCCACCGCUGCUACUGUGGCUCCAGGGCCCUGUCACAGGUGCCCCAGGUGUCCCUGCUGAGAACGUGUACACUAAAGUGCAGCACCUUGAAGGGGAGACUCUGUCGGUGCAGUGCUCCUACAAGAGCCGCAAAAACCACGUGGAGGGCAAGAUAUGGUGCAAAGUCAGGAGGAAGAAGUGCGAGCCUGGAUUCACCCGGGGCUGGGUGCGGGGACCGCGCUACCUGCUGCACGAUGACGCCAAGGCCAAAGUGGUCAAGAUCACCAUGGCGGCCCUCAGGCACCAGGACUCGGGCCGGUACUGGUGCAUGCGCAACAGCUCGGGGACCCUGUACCCUCUGAUGGGCUUCCUUCUGGAGGUGUCUCCAGCCUCCACCACCAAGAGAAGUGCUCCUCUUACACAGCUGGCCAGUACCCUCCAGAAUGGAAUUGUCAUCACCACGGGCCCAGCCCCCACCUCAGGCCCCGAUGCCCCUUUCACCACCAGUGUGACAGUGUUCACACCUGGUCUCUUCACCUUGACCAGACUCGUGCCCUCCGCCGCCUCAGGGUCCAUCAGACUGACCUCCAUGACAGGCUACAGCUUCACCGGCCCUGGCUCCUCUACCACGGGGCCUGGGAGGACCGUGGGGUCCCAGACGGUGACUGUGUCCCCCAGCGAUGCCGAAGUCUCCUCUGCCAGCCCAGCGUCCGUCUCCACCAACGCUGGGCACCUGGGCACCCAAUCCCCCACCACGGGAAUGUGCCAUACCAGCGGGUCUCUCAUCGACAAAUUAUCCCCUACCAGGCACCAGGAUUCAUAUGGCAUUGUGUUCCUGGGAGUGUUGACCUUCCUCCUAGCAUCUGUGAUGCUGAUCAUGGUCUAUGGGUUCUGGAAGAAGAGACACAUGGGAAGCUACAGGGUGUGCAGCAAUCCUCCGAGAGCCUGGAGGGACCCGCUGGGAAGCCCGGAGCCCCCACAGAAGCCUGCCUGGACUGAGGCCACUUAACUAUGGAGUCGGGAAGCUGCUCCUGGAGGGGCCUGGGAGGCCAGGGAGUUUGAAGAUGGGGGCCUGUGUGAACUGGAGCCAGGCCAGUGCUGGACUCAGGCGUCCCCAGAACUAGACGCUGCUCUUGGCCUGUCCCCUUGGGCCGCCAGGAACCUGGGAAAGCACUCACAAUGGAGAGCCCCUGGCAGGAAGCAGCAGGGGAAGCCGCCGACGGGAUUCUGCUCCGAGCCACAGAGUCCUGGCCUCCGGAUGCGUGGCCGAGAAGCCCCGUAGAGGGCUCAGCUCCCGUGGGCCUCAGAACCUCUCCGAUGGAGCAGAGGGGAGCAGGGGGGUGGGCCGCUGUCCCCUCCCCAUCGCAAACCCUGUGUCCUCAGCCUCCUUCUGCUCCUUUCAAGCUUCCCCAAAUGCUUGGGGAAGACAAAGUCCCAGAGGCAGCCGGUGUCUCAGGGGCCCCAUCCUGGAGGAGAAGAAGGAACCGUGACUAAGAGUUGGAGAUCCACAUGGGCUUGGCGGCAGGGGCCCCAGAGUGGCCCAAGCCCCCGCGCCCCACCCCACCUUUGGGGCCCUGCAUCCUCUGAUGGGCCUCUGGAUGUGCCCCGCCUUGACCGAAGCUGCCUGACCCUCAAGUCCUGGGAGCCAGCAGAGCCCGCCCACCCAGCCACUGCUGCCUGCCACCUGAUGGUCGGCCCUCUAGGGAGAGCUGUGACCAGCCUGCCCAGAGCCCCGUGGCUGCACUCAGGGACUCCCCCUCAGUUCCCAGCUACAGGCCUGAACUCUCACAGAAGGCUGAGGGCCGUCCAGAGUCCACAAUAGGGGAGGCCAUGGCUCAGAGAAGGGGUAAAUCGCCCACCCGCCCCCGGGACUCAUUGUCCCCUGGGAGGAGGGGUGCCAUGUGCAACACAGCAAGGACAGCUUGGAGCUGAGCACAGCCUGAAGGAAUGCCCAGAGCUGGGGGAGGGUGGGGAUGUAGAAGAGGGAGGCAAGGAGCCUCGCCAGGGGUCCGGUGGCCCUAGGAGUAUGGCCUCUGCUUCUCUUGGUCUCUGCUCAGACUUGGCCUCGUCAGCAGUGAAGGCUGGAGAGUAGGGGCUGGAAUCCCCCCCUGGACCAGGGGCUCUACCAGCCUGGAGCUACUGGAAUAAGCACCUAGGGAUCAAUGUGGCAUCUCCACUCUCACCCGGGGGAAGAAAAUGUCACUGUCAGGGCCUUGAUGGGUGGCUAGAGGGCCACUCCGGAAUGGAUGUGGGGAGAGAAGAAGGCACAGAAUGUAAUCCUAGAGGACAGCAGGGAGGAGGCAUCUCUUCCCUACAUCCAGGAGGGGGCACCAGAGGAGGGACUCGGAUUGAGGAACCCACUAGCCUGGUGCCAAGACACACACACACACACACACACACACACACACACACACACACACAGUGAUAUCCAUCCUCCCUAUCAGGAAGGUGUGGCUGCAACCUUGGGGUGCAACUGGGAGGGGGCUUAAUUUCCCUGUGAAAGCAGUGCCCCCAAAGCCCCACUCCAUUUGAGACCCCACGACAGCACACUGACAGCCCUGCCUCGCCUGAGAGCAGGCUGUCCUGCGGGAGGGCAGCAGAGGGCUUAGAACUGGGACCCCCGGUGAUGCCGCCUGUCAUGUGUGACCCUGUGCAAGUCACUAACCCUAUCGGGGCCCCAUUGUCUUCUCUUGUGAAAGAGGACACUAACCCUACCUCUCAGGACUGCUUUCAAGCAUCAAGCGGAGUGGCAGGAACCUCCUCCCACUGAUGAAAUGCCUUGUGAUUGCUGGUCCUCAAGCUCUUCUCCAGCUCCCGUAUGUGCUUUGUCUACACUGAAGACCUUUGCGGCCUAUUUCUCUGUUGUGCCCUAAAUUGGAAGGGGCUGGGAAGGGCGGAAGGGCAGAGGGGCACACGGGCAGGGCUCAGGCGGUGGGUGCUGGACCUAGACAGAGCCCUAGGGCUAUGCCCUGAUGUCAGCGUAGCUGUUAGGGGACCUCCCCCCCAUCUCUGUUGGCUGAGGAUGAGAGGCUCCUGGAAUUGGGUGAGCUGCACCCUUGGAGCCUGCUGUCACGUGAACUCCCCAGGAGGGACACAGGGUGCUGGGAAAGGGGUACAGAGGCCCCGCCCUGGGGGUCUCCAGCCCCUCUGGGCCUGGCUGGCCUCUUUGGACCUCCAGUGCUCCGGGACAUUUUCCUCAAAGUCCCAGCCUCUCAUUUUCUCCUUGCUCCUACCCUUUCCCCUGGAGCUGCGAGAACAUCCAGAUCCCCAGGUCAGGGAGGUGCAGGGCAGGGGGUAGCACACAGGCUGCCUCGGCUGUUAGUGCCUCAGGCAACAAAGCUUCCUGAGCUUUUGGCUGUGAUGACAGGACACACCCAUGAAGGGCUUCCUGUGAUGCUGUGAUGAUCAAGGGCCAGGACACGUUAAGAAAACCCAGCACAGAGAGACAUCUGCUUUGCAGAGCAUAGCAGACAGAUCUGUCACCGUGGGACACGCGUGCUCCCACUGGGAGGCUGGCAAGCAAACCUCAAGUUCACGGUUUUCCCAGAUGGCUGCAAAAGGUUUCUCAGCCCGAAUUGGACUGAGUCGGCAUAGCUUCCUCCUUCAAGCUGAUGGACUUUUUGCCCCAGGGCUGGGAGUGGUGAGGCGGGAAAGCCUCCUCUGCCAGCCCCGUCUGGGGGCUGCCUCGGCUGCAGAGAGGGGCCUCUCCAAGGUCAGUCCCCCUCCCAGGGCGGCCCGUCCCCCCUGACCGGCUGCCACAGGCUCCAAAGCCCCGGCAUCCCCCAGCCACCCUGGAGAGCAUCCUGUCUUCACACCUCUGCAUGGCCCGCCCGAGCUUCCUGUUGGCCUGUCCUCUUCCCAGCUUGGUCCCUGGGCACAUUGGGCCUCUUGUGCUAACCUCCACCGCAGAGUCUGCACCCCACAAACCGACCUGCCACACUGCAUGUUUACAAGGUUUCCAAAUUCCUUGGUGGUUUAUUACCUCUACACAGCCUGUGGCGAUCGUUUUUCUGUAGCUGUCCUAAUGACAAUGAUUCUGAAAAAUG